Molecule: messenger RNA, 327 nt
Organism: Halteromyces radiatus
Lineage: Eukaryota; Fungi; Mucoromycota; Mucoromycetes; Mucorales; Cunninghamellaceae
Exons: 3
Coding region: 1-327 (108 amino acids)
Source: RefSeq, a predicted model, not a curated record
AUGCGGGAUACAUCUUGUAAUUCUAGAAUCCUAGAGCCGGAACUUUGUAUCUUGACCCAAAAACGUGUUGAUACGAAAAGUAUUAAUGUUCAUAUUGAUGUUGAUAUUGGUGCUGGCGUUCCAAUGGCUGUUGGCGCUGAAACUAUGUCAUUUUCGUGCAAAAUCUCAUUGAUAUCCAAGGGAAAGCUAGCCGAUAAAAAAAAAUCAGACACAGUUAGUCUAGAUACAUACUUUAAGAAAGAUCAUACCUGUUCUUCAGACUCUACAUUCAUUGUUGAUAUAGUUUUCGUACAGGAAAGAGAAGAAGAGGAAGCAAACGAGGAAUAA